AUGGCGCAGUCGUCUGAGAUGACCAGGGCAAGACUUAAUGGGGCAGGAACAACGGCCAACCCAAGGAAGCGAAACGUUGCUAGGUUUGACCCAGACAUGACCAUUGGCACGCCCGGAAAUGGCGGCCCUGUGGCAAAGAAGCCUCGGAUUUCAGUUAGUGUCGGGGACAAGUCCAACUUUUCCAUCACGCCCUUCUUGAACCGCACUCUCAGCAUCUUGCCAGAAACGCCGGCCGAGGACGAAGCUGAAGAGCAGCGAGAUGACAAUGCAAGCGCCAGUCAGCGUGUUGACGGGUCAGUCGAGGACGAGGACGGGGACGAGAUGCCCAUCAUCAUUCAACGGACACGGGAAGAGCUACCCCCGGCGAAAAAGCCGACUGCGCCAGCAGCUAAACGGAAAGGCGGCCAACAUCUGAAAGAAAGGACCAAUUCAAAGACAAAUAAGACGGUCAAGAAUUCACGGCCUGGCAAGGUCAUUGAGGAGGACUCGGACGUGGAAAGUGAUCGGGAAAAUACACGUAAUAGUGAGGGCCACAAGACGAACGAGGAGACUACAGAGCCAGCAGGUACCGAUCCCACCACUCAGGAGGCAACACGACCUCUCAGGAAGCCAAAGACAUUGGCCAAACGAGCCAACAUCUUUGAUGAAGAGGACAGUGCGCCUGCACCAAAGAUAAGAAUUCUAGGAGGUGGGCUUCCCGUCAAAGGGGACGUGUUGGGCCGUAUCAAUCUCAAGCCCAAAGUGGGCAGAGGGAAACCAUUGACUGAGUUCUCACCCCUUAAGAAGGACCGAAGAGCUGGUAAUGUUACUGAGUGA
Molecule: messenger RNA, 816 nt
Organism: Fonsecaea erecta
Lineage: Eukaryota; Fungi; Ascomycota; Eurotiomycetes; Chaetothyriales; Herpotrichiellaceae
Exons: 1
Coding region: 1-816 (271 amino acids)
Source: RefSeq, a predicted model, not a curated record